Messenger RNA from Schistosoma intercalatum, 1337 nucleotides. Lineage: Eukaryota; Metazoa; Platyhelminthes; Trematoda; Strigeidida; Schistosomatidae. The record is from the annotation of a GenBank genome assembly.
CACCCUUCAAAUUCUAACCGCAAAAUCCGAAACCACCGAUAACCUUGAGGACUGCAACGAUAUGAAUAUUAGUUUCAUGUCCGCGGUAUUAUGUGGGUUUCGACGCGCGUGCUUAAUUGCAAACUAUUCAACCAUAUCUAAGACUUUUGUAGCAUCAACAAAAUGUUUAGUCACCCCAUUUAAAACAUUUUCACUACCCAUUCCCUGCAGAUUCUAUGGGCAUGGUGUACCAUUAACCAAAACAAUGAUCGAAGAUCGAGUGAUGCUCGUGUUAAGACUCUACGAUAAAAUCGAUCCGUACAAAAUAACACUAAAUUCUAGAUUCAAUGAAGACUUUGGAAUAGACAGUUUAGAUCAUGUAGAGCUUGUCAUGGCAAUAGAAGAAGAGUUCGGUAUUGAAAUUCCCGAUAUGGAUUCUCAACGUUUUUUCUCGCCUCAAGAUAUCAUCCAAUAUCUAUGUGAUCGGCACGAUAUCUAUGAUUAGUGGUGAUAGUUCCAAACACUUGUUUGAUGUAAUUAGUAUCAGUAUUCAAAAUAAACCUUGAUGCACACAUAGUUUUUUUCUGUUUGUUUUUUGCUUCUGUUUUAAUUCACAAACUCUUGGUUUAGGUGUUCUGAUUGACGGUGAUGUCUUCGCAAUCUGAAGAUGACGAGUUGCCAUUCGAUAUCGAUGAAGUGAUGGCUGCCAAACGUAAUAAUCCUGGUAUGUUUGUCAGUGCUUGGCAGGCAGAUGAAAAUGAUAUUAAUCUGUGGACAAAUGAUCAAAUAAAAGGUGAUCCAAAGAAACAAUUUAUUGUCGCAGCAGAAAACAAUGAUCUAUCUACUAUCCAUCGCCUUAUUGAGUCAGCUAAGCAAAAAGAUGUUGAAGGAGUGGUGGAGUUAAAAGAAUUGUUAUCAGCUAAAGAUCAAGAUGGUUACACGGCAUUGCAUCGUGCAGCAUAUGGAGGACAUGUAGAAGUUUUACAGUAUCUAAUGAAAUACGGAGCAAACAUAAACAAUAGGACAGAAGAUGGAUGGACACCAUUACACAGUGCCGCAUUCUGGAAUAAAUUAUCUUGUGUUCAAUUACUUAUUGCAGCUGGUGCAGAUUUAAGUGCUCUUACAAAUAGUGGACAAACCGCUUUACAUUUAGCUGUUUCAAACAACCAAGGACCCGAGACAUUAUAUUUAUUAAUGGCUCAACCUGGUGCACCAGUUUAUGGCGUACGCAAUAAAUUAGGCGAUGAAGUCGCUGAUAUUAUCAAAAGAAAUACACCUUAUGGGGAUGUUUGUUAUGCAUUCAGUGAACCAGUAACUAAUUUGUUGUGAAAAAUAUAAAUGAUUCACUUUUUUCCCUA